Molecule: messenger RNA, 4588 nt
Organism: Corythoichthys intestinalis (scribbled pipefish)
Lineage: Eukaryota; Metazoa; Chordata; Actinopteri; Syngnathiformes; Syngnathidae
Exons: 4
Coding region: 2657-3937 (426 amino acids)
Source: RefSeq, a predicted model, not a curated record
GACAGGCUUAGUCAGAAUUGAGAACCUAGGUCACAGAUCAAUUUUCACGUUCCAUGGAUUACAUUCAAGAUGGAAACGGUGUCGGGUCUGACAUUUUACAAUGUUUUCGGCAUUCAUUUCCGUACGGAAAAGCCGUUCAUUUGCUGCCCUACGCGCAUACACGAUAUGCAGACAGGCAAAUAAGUGUUUAGUCAACCACUAAUUGUGCAAUGUCUCCCACUUGAAAAUAUUAGAGAGGCCUAUAAUUGUCAACAUGGUUAAACCUCAACAAUGGACCAAGUCGGACAUCCGGGGAUUUAUGACAUCACCAGCCAAAAGAUAGCGUCGCCAUAUUGAAAAGGGGCCAAAAGACGAGUGCUCUGUAGUGCAUUCUAACACAAACACAUACCUGUUAAGUUUCACGAUUUGGUCGGGAGACUCCCGAUUUUGACCCCAAUGCUCACGCCUCACGAUUAGAAAGCCAAAUCUCCCGAUUUUCCAAAAAUGUCAUUUUUUUUUUUUUUUUUUUUACGUUUUUGUUUGUCACCGUUUUGUAACGAUACCAUUCGGCCCGAUUCGGAAAAUGACCAACAACGAAUAGCCUGGCCGUCUCCGACUUCCCUGCCCUCCCUCCCCUUCAGAGCUGGAAAAGCCCAAGAUGCUGGCACUAAUAAACCGGCUUUUAGACUGGUUCAAGUCUUUAUUUUGGAAGGAAGAGAUGGAGCUGACCCUGGUCGGCCUCCAGUAUUCGGGAAAAACGACGUUCGUCAACGUAAUUGCCUCUGACGAAACCCUAAUUGGAGUGAUGGUUGAUGAGAUGAAGAGGCUGCUGAGGAAGCUGAUGUCCAAAUUUGUGCAAAUGGAUGUGAUCAGGAAAGCUGAGGAUAUCCUAGAUGUUGAUUACAGGAACAAGGAGAACUGGCAUGACACAGGCAACAUAGCAGUAUCACAUGAUACCAGACAAUACAUGGAGCAAGUUGAAGACUAUCUCUGAUGCCAUCAAAAAGAGGUUCUUUGACAGUGUAGUUAAUUUUUACACAAGUGUUGUGACCAAAAUGAACUUGAAAAAAAAUGGUUGCAUUUUGUCUUAGCGAUUGUCGCGCGCGUGCGUCAUCGGGGUUGGCAAACAGAAAUCUCCCUAUUUGCAAUUUCUACAACUUAACAGGUAUGCAAACAUGCUGGACUUUCUUCUUUUUUGCGGUCUUUUUUGUCUGUCAGAAUGGGAAGAAGUUGCUGUGUUGCGGGUUGUCACACAAGGAAGAGUUCGGAGCCGGAAUUUAAAGUUCUUUAUUCUUCCUCGCGAGAAGAAAAGGAGGACUAAAUGGUUGAAAGCUGUAACAAUAGGAUCUAUUGUUAUUUGGUUUGAUGUUUCCCAAGGGACGUGAAUAAGUGACGGACGUUGUGUUACUGUUGUUGUGGCCCGAGUGCCGGUGGAAAAGCAAUAAAAGCUGACUCAAGUGAGUUCAGGAAAUAAAUUCUGUGCUUUAUGAAUAGAGAAAAGACGGAAUUUAACAAAAGCCAUUAAUCGAGGAACAGUAAGAGAAGAUGGUUCCGUGGACCAUUCUUGCCUGUGGGCCGUGGCAACCUAAAUCCAGGCACGUUUACGUUUGCAGCCUGCAUUUUAUUACUGGUGAUAAGGUCAACAUGUGGAGCCACCCAGAUUAUGUACCCUCCAUCUUCCAAAAGAAAGAAGAUAAAUCCAGUACUGGCUCUUUGUGUAAGGUGGCACGAUUUGAGAGAGCAUCACGGAGAUCUCAAACUGUUCCUGGCGGAUGUCAGCCCUUGAUGCGCCACCAAAGAGCAUCAUUCAAAGCCUGCCCAUCUACCACUUUGAAUGAAACGGAAUCGCCUCCCAGUGUCGCUCCUCAAGAUCAAACGGAUUCAUCACCUGCCAGAGUUGCCAUGAAUCUUGAAAAUUCUCUUGAUUGUACUAGUAAGUCUGUGUCUCAGGAGUGUGCAAGUGGCACUGUGAGCCAAGAAAGCGAGAAGAUUGUAGAAACAACAAAUGACAGUUUUGAUCAAGAAAAGGAGAUGGUAGCUGAUGUGCCAAUGUCGACCACUGAGCGAGCCCAGUUGUAUGAGGAAGUCCAGAAUUUGCGAACAGAACGGGACAAUGCUCUUCAGCGAGUUGCUUACCUUGAAAAACUCCUGAAAGAAACAAAUAAGUGUUCAGAGUCUGUGGAAGGAAAUGAUGAAAAAUGCCAAAUGAUGACAGGAAUCCACAAUUGUUGACUGCUUUGAGAUCUUCAUUGAAUCGCCAAAGAACCUGCUAGCCAGAGCUCAGUGCUACAGUAGCUACAAAAAACACUGCACUGUUAAAGUAUUUGUUGCUUGCAACCCAUUAGGAGCUGUCACAUUUUUGUCUAGUUGUUGGGGUGGGAGGGCUUCUGAUGUGCAGAUAGUUCGCGAGUCUGGCUUUAUUGAUUCCAAGUAUCACAUGCCUGGUGACCAAAUAUAGGGGGGGAUGGUAAUUGGCGCAAAAACAGAAAUUUUAGAAUAUGCAAACCACCACUUACACAGCAAAACUACAUCAAAAAUGGGACAGAAUCACACCAAAGAAUGGGUUCUACUAUUAAAAAAAACUUCUGCACCCUGCAACUGAAGUUUAUGCUGCAUAUACCACAAUAAUGCUUAUGUCCACACUCAAUACAAUGAUGUCAACCAGGGUUUCGGAGUUAUGAUGGUGGUGCUGGCCCCAAAGUACAGUGCCAAGCCCUGGAACAAGAACAAGGAGUUCAUGAUGUUCUUGGAGGAGAGGGGCGCCAAGGCUGUCCUAUUCAGCUACAAAGACAGCAGGUUCGGCUGCCUCUCCAGGGCUGCUGCAGUGCUGCUUUACCACUGGCCCCACCUGUGCGAGUUUCUCGCCCUAAACCCCAGCAUCAACAACCGCCUUGCCUGUCUGGUGAGAGAGGUGAUGGGACUCACCUACCUGAAGCCAGUGCUAGCAGUGUUCGCCUGCCUCGGUGUACACCUGGUGGAACCGUUCUUCGCCCACACCAUCAGCCCCAGGGCCACCCACAGCAAACUCAAGCUCUUCUACACCAGCCUGUACAGAAGUAUGGACGUCAAGGAGGUGCCUGAAGACUUCUACACCUUCAACAAGCCGGUGUUUGAUGGGGUGGAGGAUGAUCUGUUGGAGGGCGUGAAGCUAAGCUACAAAGAGGAGGUUCUGGAGGCCGUCACGAAGGUGGCCAGGGAGCAUGUGGAGGAAGUGACGAAGCUGGCCAGUGUGAUGCUGCCGCACAUGAGAACUGUGCUGGCCAGGCAGCGGCGGGACUACAGCAUCGAUGAUGAGCGGUUCCCCGCUCAGUACCCAGUGGAGGAGCAAGCUGCGAACGUCGACGAAACCCCUGUGACAAACCUUGCGGCAGAGAGGGCUUGUGGUAAAGUCGACUACAGGCUUCACAAAACCCGCAGCCUCCAGGCUGUCAGCAGGCAGAUGAUUCUGCAAAGGUGCAAGGAGCUGAGGGAAGACCAAACCCCCAGCUUUAGGGGCUAUAGGGAAGCGGCCAUGGCAAAGAGGGAGCUGGAGCUCACCUGGACGAGCUCCAUGAAGGAGAGGAUGCAGAAGGGGUCUGAUGAGAGGAGGGAGGCUUCACUGCAACACGAAAGGAAGAAACUGGAGUCCCUGGAGAAGCUGAAGGAGAGCGGUGGGCACUUCACUUCGGCAGAGGAGGUGGACACCUUCCUGGCCGACAUGACCGCUAACAACAUGAAGGAGAAGCAGGAGAGGAUGAAGACAGAGAUGCAGUACGCGAGAGACACAAGCACGCUCCUUCCCAAGACAGAUCCACUCUUCAAGAUCAGAAAGACAGAUAUAAAUGGGAAACAGAGAGACAAGACAGCUCAGGAGUUUGGGGAGGCUCUCAAGGUCUUCUUGGGGAGGAAGGGGGAUAGGAAGGUGAUGGACUACAACACCUUUAAAGAAUGUCUCAGCAAGCUCGUGACAGGCUCCUAAAGCCGUUCUGUGAGACAUGCGCAGUCUGUUGUUGUGCCUGACUUGAAAUACAUCGGUUGCCAUGCUGUAAUAAUUCAUUGCCUAUACCUACCUAUGUGUGCAUAUGCAUGCCCAUGUUGCAAAAAUAUACAAUGUCAGGGUGCAGAAGUUUUUUUUAAUCGCAUGAUCAUUCCAAAGGUACCAAUCAUCAUUAUUUUAGGUGCGGAACACGUGAUUGAGUGGCAAUUUGCAUCGGUUGAAGUUGACAUUUAUCAUCCCCCCCUACCAAAUACUUGCUGACCGGGGGUUUACCCUUCAUGCAGAUUUUGCUACUCGUUGCAGCUGUGAACUUUUGACUCCAGCAUUUACGAAAGGUAAGAAACAGCUAUCCGCCAGGGAAGUAGAGAUAUCAAGGAACAUUUCCUCCGUGAGGAUACAAGUCGCACGUGUUAUUGACCUCACGAAAAAUAGAUUUAAUGUUCUGAAAGGUACACUGCCAAUUCGUUGUGUUCAGAAUGUGAAAGAUGAAGCGCUGGGCUGCACUUUAUCGAACUGCGAUAAGAUUGUGCGGGUGUGUGCCAUUUUGAGCAACAUGUGCCCCAGCAUUGUGUAUGAUAAACAUUAAGCUGAGAUCAUUUUUUUUCUUAAUAUUUUUAUUAGUUCCUUACUCAA